Molecule: messenger RNA, 1406 nt
Organism: Carassius carassius (crucian carp)
Lineage: Eukaryota; Metazoa; Chordata; Actinopteri; Cypriniformes; Cyprinidae
Gene: adrb2b
Product: adrenoceptor beta 2, surface b
Exons: 2
Coding region: 180-1391 (403 amino acids)
Biological process (GO): negative regulation of smooth muscle contraction; adenylate cyclase-activating adrenergic receptor signaling pathway; norepinephrine-epinephrine-mediated vasodilation involved in regulation of systemic arterial blood pressure
Cellular component (GO): membrane
Molecular function (GO): beta2-adrenergic receptor activity; norepinephrine binding
Source: RefSeq, a predicted model, not a curated record
GUGUUUAGCUGAGAGUGCUGUGAGCAUGUUAAAUAAACACUGUUCAUAUUAAGAGGUGAAACAAUGUGAGAGAACUGUGUGAGACCAGAACACUUUCUGAGAGGAUUUUAUGGGAGUCCAUGAAGAGUGGAAUUAAGUUGGAGUACUCUAAAACACUUUUCUGAUUUUAGACAAAGUUCAUGGAGGGAAAGCAUACACUGAGCAUGGAGAACACCUCCCUGCACUUGAACAUUUCAGCAAGGCUAAACAAUUCCUAUCCAGUGUCCUUGCCUGGCUUGCAGUACAGCGAAGGAGAGGUGGUCUUAAUUAGCAUCUUAAUGGUGAUCCUGAUUGUAGGCAUUGUCUUUGGCAAUGUGCUGGUCAUCAGUGCUAUUGUAAAAUUCCAGCGUUUGCAGACGGUCACCAACUACUUCAUCAGCUCCUUAGCCUGCGCAGAUCUGGUCAUGGGACUCAUGGUAGUGCCAUUUGGUGCAUGCUACAUUCUCCUCAACAAGUGGCACUUCGGAAAAUUCUUCUGUGAGUUUUGGACGGCUACAGAUGUAUUGUGUGUGACCGCUAGCAUCGAGACGUUGUGCGUGAUUGCCCUGGAACGGUACAUGGCAAUUAUGUGGCCUUUGCGCUAUCAGUCAAUGCUUACGAAGCGGAAGGCCUGUGGGGUGCUUCUAGGGGUGUGGGCAGUGGCCGCCCUCAUCUCUUUCCUGCCCAUCCACAUGGAGUGGUGGGUGUCAGAUGAACCUGAGGCACUGAGCUGCUCGGAGAACCCGACCUGCUGUGACUUCACCACUAACACCGCCUAUGCCGUGACCUCCUCCAUUAUCUCCUUCUACAUCCCGCUGGUCAUUAUGGCGUUUGUGUACAGCCGGGUCUUCCAGGAGGCCCGUAGACAGCUUCAGAAAAUCGACCGCAUAGAAGGGCACAUACGCACACAGAGCUUCAGCACCCAGGUGGGAAACGAGGUAAAGAACCGGAAGACCAAGUUCUGCAUGAAGGACCACAAAGCUCUGAAGACUUUAGGAAUCAUCAUGGGAACUUUCACCCUCUGCUGGCUCCCAUUUUUUGUACUUAAUGUGGUGGCAGCCAUCUGGAAAAUGCACAACAUCAUGUUGCCAUUCAGGAUCUUGAACUGGAUCGGCUACGCCAACUCCGCCUUCAACCCCUUGAUCUACUGCAGGAGUCCUGAGUUUAGAUGCGCAUUUCAGGAGAUCCUGUGCUGGAGAACUUCUCAACUACCUUCCACAAAGAAAAACAAGGGAUAUAACUACAGCAGCCACAUAUGGCCACGAGUUGACAUGAAGAUCACAAUACAACGAGAGUCCUCACCAGCUUGCGAAACAGAAAUGGGUGCUGACUGUUUAACUGCAGGUACCACAAACAUUGUAAUAAAACUGUGACAUCCAACUUUUGAA